AUGGCCGAAAACUGUGACGACGACUCAGUCUCUUCAACUACGGGAUUUCGAAGCCACAAAACUUCACGAUAUCGCCAGCUAUUCAGGCCGUCAAUCUCAACCAUGAAGGACUUGAUUUUGGUUGCAUUCGCAAUCUUGGGCUUUGUUAGCCUCCUCCAGUCUCCAACAAACAUCCACUCUCACUUCCACUCGGAGGGAACCGCAACACCGGACAACUUGCACGCGGCACCCGCAGUUACGUCUUGCGAUUGCGGAAAUUCCACCGCAGAAGCAGUCACUUUGGGCUGCAAAUAUGACUCCCUGGCUGCCGCUUGGCUUCCCGAGCACUGUCGGGACGACGAGCUGACGGCCGAGUUUGAGCGCUCCGGGCCCGGCCCCAACGGCGAGUGGACGUACUGGGCUGACACCGCACAUGCUCAAGAGAUCAGCGUUCAAGAAAUUGCCAAGAUGGCGGACAACCAGGCAGAGCUGCGGUUCCACAUGUCUGGUCACUGGCAUGUCAUUCACUGCAUCUUCUAUUGGAGAAAGGAGCACAGGGCGCGGUUCAACGGCAAGAUGGUUGAACCGCGGUCGGACAAUGAGAAGCAUAUCAAACAUUGCGGCAAGAUCUUUUUGGAUCCGGGGUAUGGUACUGUGGCUGGGGUGGCGUUGAACACUGACAUGGAGUGA
Molecule: messenger RNA, 669 nt
Organism: Colletotrichum scovillei
Lineage: Eukaryota; Fungi; Ascomycota; Sordariomycetes; Glomerellales; Glomerellaceae
Exons: 1
Coding region: 1-669 (222 amino acids)
Source: RefSeq, a predicted model, not a curated record